Molecule: messenger RNA, 6517 nt
Organism: Gallus gallus (chicken)
Lineage: Eukaryota; Metazoa; Chordata; Aves; Galliformes; Phasianidae
Gene: SH3BP2
Product: SH3 domain binding protein 2
Exons: 13
Coding region: 2799-4418 (539 amino acids)
Biological process (GO): signal transduction
Molecular function (GO): SH3 domain binding
Source: RefSeq, a predicted model, not a curated record
GGAGGGGGAAAAAUGAAGAGAGUAUUGGUUGGAAAUGCUCACCUGAUAAGAAAAGCAAGUUGAAUGGAGUGAACUUAUUUAUCCUGUGCAUGUCUGUCAGGCUUAGUUCUCUAUUCCCUUUGUCCUUAAGAUUUAUUUCUUCUCGGUGUUUAUGCUACGCUUAAUUCUUUUGAGCAGCUAUUGUGAAAGGGGCUGUUGGGAGUAUUAAGAAAUGCGAUGUGUAACUCAGAAGUGGGAGAGACAUGAAGGGGUAUUUCAGGAAUACUGGGAAUAUUUAUUAAAUGAUGGAAACGAGACCAGAAAUUUUUGCAGCAGUUUUACAGAUGAUAAAUAUGUAGGUGGUCGAACUGGGGAACUUGUCUUUGCUCAGAAUUGCAGAGAGCACAUUAGGAACACUGUUACUAAAUUUUUCUGUACGUGCAGUGCUGCCGUAGUUUUGGUUCAGCCUUUUGUGAAUACUGAAAUUUCAGUCAUCUGCGUUAUACCAGGAAUGCAUUCAUUUCUGUAAGUUGCACGCAUGGUUAGGAGGAAAUCCACAUCCUGCUGUGCUAGGUUUUACUUUCAAAACAGUAUUUAAAGAUUAGAUGUUAUCAGAUAUUAUGGAAUUAAAAUUUUUCUCAGGCACAAUUUGCAUGGAGACUCUUGUGACAAAUCCAGAACAGAUUUCAUUUUUACUGCAAUUCAGGAGACUUGCUUUUUUGUUUUCACCAUGACCAAAGGGCCUCCAGUACUGACCAUAAAUAUUAUUAUAACCAGUGAGAGCUUUCAAGACAACUUUUGGCAGCUGUAGCUUCAGCAGUGAGGUUAAUGUGUCUUUAGGCGUAUACACGGCAAGGCGUGGGGAUGAUCACAUCUGCCCUAUGUUCUGCUGAGGUUCAGCAAGGAGUGAGGGCCCCUGGCUCUUUUAGGAUACAGUCCUCAGUUGAAUCAGCCUGUAUCAAUUUAAUUGGGCUGAAUGCAAAUAGCUCGUAAGGCCAAAAGGGGUAGGUGUUCCUUCAUAAUCUGUUCCAGAUGUGUUACGUGGCUGAAGGAGUUCAUUCUGAUAGUAUUUGAGAAAGGUAUACUCGUGGGGUAGGCUUGGACUAACUUUACUGAUGCUUCCAGAGUAUGCUGCAGACUGGCUUGGUCUGCCAAAUAAAGUCUGGGAGACUGGUUUGCAUGCCUGAAUUAAUUACAGUAUUGACUGUGUCAUGCUCAAUAGUGUUAGCUGCACUGCUCUGUCUUUCAAAAAACUCUGUUGAGUGAUGAAGCAAGUCCUAUUAACUGCUAUUCCAGUGUCUCCCACUAUGCUUUAAAGUCUGUUGUCUCCCACAGAGGCUUAGAGUUGCCAUGGGGGUCAUCUGAGAAAGGAAGUGGUGCAAGGCCUUUUGCUGCUGUCAUCCUCCGCUGGCUCAGAUGGUUCAUUUCAACAGUGUUUCUGGGAAAUGAAGGCUGAUUUAAGAGGCGCUUGUGCUGGGUCUGGGACUUGAUGGAGAAAAUUUAAAAAUAUAUACCUAGUCCCUUGAUGACAAGAACAGGAGGAAUAAAGUAUGUGGCUUUUACUAGAAGCUUGCAUGAAAGAACUAGGCUAAGUAUUGUUACCUGGUGUCUUGUAACAGAGGGCUGCCAUCAGAGAGGGAGGGUAGCCUGGCCCUGGUGGCUCUUGGUGGGUCUCUCCUGUUAUCUUCCUUGUCUGCUCAGUGGAAGAGGCUUUGCUGGGAUGAAAGAUGUAAUGGGGUCUUUGGCUUGAAGGACAAGAAUAUAACAGCAUAAAAAAAGGCAUCUGGGAAAUACCUUUUCAUUCUUAAUGAUCGCAGAGCUAAUAGGCUCCAACGUGACUUUAGUGCUUGCUAUUGACCAUCCCUGGUAAUGAAGCAUUGAUCUGUUCCUCACAUAAUAGAUUUAAAAAACAAAAAACAUAAAAAAAAACCUCAAAAAACAUCAAAAAAAAACAUUUAGGAGGAAUAUUGAGAGUGGAAAGAUCUAUUUUGGGGAGCUGAAGACAACUAUAUUAUAGAUGCUAACAUCAGGAAAAUCUUCAAGAGCAUCCAUUCUUCUUUCAUCCCACCCUCAAAUAAAGAUCCUGUGGAUGUUUUGUUUUGACAGCUUUCUCCCAGCAGCAGGAUGCAAAAUAGCAUCUGAUAUUCUUCUAGGAUUAUUUUGUAUUCUCAAAAAAAAAGAAAAAAGAAAAAAAAAAUCUGCUUGGGAAUAGAUUCAAAGUACUGAUUUAAGAGAGUUAUUUCAAAUGUUUCAAUCCGGAAUACCACAGUCCUCCCUGUGUGUCAGUAACUUCAGCUCCAGCCUACAUAUGAGAAUGGGAAGUGGGAAAGGUUACAACGAGAUCCAGUAGAUAUGCAUAGUUAAGCUGAUCAGAAAGCCCUGUGUUUUCGCUUGCCCGCGGGGAGUUCCGCCACACCUUCUUUAUUCACUCAGGUGGAUUGGGGAAGUUUGAGGGUUUGGUCUGUAUUUUCAGAACUGUUUUAUUGUAAAUCUGCAAAGAUGAGGAAUGAUCCUCAAGAAGAGGAAGCAGAACCUGAUACUUUGUUGUCCUUCCUUUUGGUUAAAUCCUGUACUGCCUGCACUGUAGUGAUGGACUCUUUACCCACUUGUUUCUCUGCUUCCAUGUCAUAUUUUGGUGGUUGUUGUCUUCCUGCUAUUCUGGCUUUCCAGCAGCUAUCCAUGUAGAAGGCUGCUGUGACCUAAUCAAAUACUUGUGUUUUCUGUAUUUGCCUAGGGAGGGAUACCCUUGUCCCCAGUGUUUGCCAUUGCCUUCCUAGAAUCUCAGCUUGUGGUUGUUUUGGAUAACCUCCCUGAGGAAGAUGGCCUCAGAGGAGCAGGUCUGGCCGGUCCCAAUGAAGGCAAUUGGAGCACAAAACCUUUUGACCAUGCCUGGAGGAGUGACCAAAUCGGGCUAUCUUCAUAAAAAGGGAGGCACUCAGCUGCAGAUCUUGAAGUGGCCACUGAGAUUUGUUAUUAUCCAUGAGGGAUGCAUUUACUACUUUAAGACCAGCACAUCUGCAUCUCCACAGGGAGCAUUUUCUUUGAAUGGUUACAAUAGGGUUAUGCGGGCAGCUGAAGAGACGACAUCAAGCAAUGUGUUUCCUUUCAAGUUAGUUCACAUUAGCAAGAAGCACAGGACGUGGUUUUUUUCUGCUUCUUCUGAAGAUGAAAGAAAGAAUUGGAUGCUAUCCCUGAGGAGGGAAAUCGAUCACUACCAUGAUAAGAAAGAAACAGUAACAGAAUUCAGUGACUCUGGUUCUGAUGCAGACAGUUUCUAUGGCUCAGUAGAACGUCCCAUUGAUAUCAAGUAUUCUCAUCAUUCAGCAGAUAAUGAAGAUUAUGACCAGGAGGAAGAUGAUGAGUCCUACUUGCAACCGGAUACUUCUGACAUAGUGAAAGAUGAUUUCAUGGUCCUGCCCCCAGCCUACCCACCUCCACCAGUCCCUCAUGUCAGAAAAGCUGCCUACUCAGAGUCAAGGUCACAUUCCUUUAGUGGAAAAACUGCUGGGUCUACACCACCACCACCACCUCCUAAAAGGAGCUUACCUGAGAUCAAGACAGAGGAUUUCUUCGGUGUGAGAGAGCCCCAGUUACCGUGCCGAGCUGAACCUAACCUAAAGAUUCAGUCCUCCAGCCGGAGACCAAGUGAACAGCCACCUCCUGUACCCCCUUUACCUCUUUUCAAAAAGCCUUUUUGUGUCAAAGAACCUUCCUCACUGCCUCCGGAACUGCCUCUAUCUCACGUUCUCACUACUACAGAAGGAUGCGAGAAGCUAAAAACCUUAAACCUUUCACCACGGACUCCUCCUCCACUGCCAAGCAAUAAACCCAAGUUGUCUCAGAUAACUGAAAAAACAGUAGAAAACAAGGUGCCAAGAGAACAUGGUAAACCAGGACUGUUUGUGCCACCAGUGCUUCCGAAGCCACCUGUGCCAGGCCACCAGCAUUCUGUACUUAAACCUAGACCAGAGAAACCUUCGUGUCCCCAGUUACAGAGAUCACCACCAGAUGGGCAGAGUUUUAGAAGCUUCUCAUUUGAAAAACCAGCACUGCCCUCCAAGCCAAAUCAAGUAAACGAUGAUUCUGAUGACGACUAUGAAAAAGUUGAGCUGCCUACUUCAAUAUUUCUUAAUACCUCAGAAUCCUUGGAAGUUGAAAGGAUAUUUAAAGCUACAAGCCCAAAGGGACAGCCACAGAAUGGAUUAUACUGCAUUAGGAACUCAUCUACUAAGGCUGGAAAGGUAUUGGUAGUAUGGGAUCAAUCUGCAGAAAAAGUGAGAAACUACAGAAUAUUUGAAAAGGAUUGUAAAUUCUACCUGGACGCAGACAUCAUGUUUCUGAACAUGGGGAGUUUGGUUGAAUACUAUAGCACUCACGUCCUACCUAGUCAUGGCAGCCUGAUUCUUCGGUGUCCUUAUGGUUACUCUAAACCAAGGUGACAGGGCCAGCAUAAUUCACUGACACUGAGGAAGAAUGGGUUCUCUGCUGUUCUGGAAUUAAAUGUGGACUUCUGCCACUGUUGGAUUUCCCAUUGUUUGCACACAGAACCUGAGUUUAUUUCAACCAUUUGUUCUCACGUGAACUGUGCCUCCACUUAAUGAACUCUUGGUAAAGUUUUACAAUGCGGAUCAGUGGAUUUUGUGCCUUUCAAUCAGAAAGAUCUGAGCAGACUUUUCUGUGAAGGCCAUCUGCGACACCUGCACCUUUAAAUGAAGCUGCUGCUAUUACUAAUCUCCUUGGAAUGUGGAAGAGAACAAUGUGCACAUGAACAAGAAAAUGUUGUGAAUACAACCAAUACGGAAGAGGGAAACUUCUGAAAAUACAUCAGAAUUCAUUUGUGACAGGGAAUACUAAUAUUCUGACUUGAAGGUUUUUACUCCUUAAGUCAGGACUGGUGCUGAACUUGUAUUAUUUGCAGGUUGAUGUGUAAAUAGUGAAGUCCUUUGUGCAAAUAGUUUGGUCUACUACAGGUAAAGACGAUUGGGAAAUGUGACAUUUUCUAAGCCAACUGAUACAUAAAUGUAAUUUGUGAUUACAGUGUCCACAGUAAUCAGUACUGGGGUGGACUAUCAGUCCAACAGAUAGGGUUAUGGCAUCAUGUGUAUUACUUAAGAACACUUCAGGGAGGUCUAGGGUUAAUGCUGAUUUGGUUUUAAAGGGAGUCCCAUUCCUUAUUUCCGAACCAGAAGGUUUGUUAAAACACAAGAAAAAGCUACAAUUAUUGUGGUUACAUUUAUUCUGUAUAAUGCUGUGGUCACUUUGUGAGGAUCAGGUUGUCAGCCAAUUGCAUUCUCUUCUGUUCCAGUGCAAAGCACCCUGCUCUAGUCUACUUUUUGUAGAACUCUACUAAUUUCUUCAUUAUUAAAAUCUCUCCUAGAUCAAAGCAAAUGCAAUGCAAACAAGAUAAAAUUAGUUUUUAAUGUACUAUCAGCACUACCAAUUAUAGGUGUUUGCAGGGUGCUUGUAAUGUUUGUUCCCUAAUAUCACGGGGACAGGUAUUGUAAACACGAGGGCUUGGUGGUUCUGAAAUUGCCCUACUCCUGAAUUUUUGUAAAGAGAAGGCUAUUUUCCUGACCUGCUUCAGUAACUUGGUUAAUUCAAAGUACUGUCAAAUUUUUAUCUUUAAUGUUCAUGAGACUUAAUAAAAAAAGAAUAAUUUGCUGUAACUCUUGAAACAGGAGAAGCUAUCUGGUUUCUAUCAGUUUGAAUCCAUUAAUUCCCCUUUUCUGCUACCUUUACAAAGGUUAUACGUGUCAGGUUUAAUCUUGUUGUUAUUAAAUGGUCACAGCUUUAAAAACAUUAAAAUGUUACAGAAUAAGAAUUUUGUUUUAUGGAAACAAUAAAAUAGGAUUUAAUCCCUAAGGGAUUUUUCUUAAUAAGCUGUAAUAAUAGGACCUCACAUAGAGCCAGAAGUUCUUGCCUUAAUUCCUUCAUUUUGCCCGAGACUGAUAUGCACAAUAUCAGUCAUUUGCUUUCUAUUCCCACUGUAAUAAACCUUUUUGUGAGCGUAAAUCAAAGAAUAUGCAGUACUUGAAUUUCAGAUUCUGUUGAAUAUCAGAUACAUCAAAUUUAUAAUUCCUUUUAUUUUUAAUAAGUAUCCCCGUGGUUCACUGAUCUGAUGUGAUCCGCUCCACAAAGAAAGCUCAGCCAACAAAGCACUCCUAAAAAUGUUGGCUUUUUUAGAUGCGUGUAUCUGUAUUUCAGGCAAGCUCUAGUUUUUUUUUUUUACAGUAUUUAUAUGUACUGUCUACAGAGUAAAUUUUCCUCUCUCUAGGAAUAGCUGACUCACUCCAUCCUGACAGUCAUACUUACAAUAUGCUAUGGGGCCAAAUUCAGGUAUUUAAUUUUUAAAUUUUUGUUUGCAAUUAUACUCUCAAGAUUUUUGAAUUGUAAAAAUCUUUCUGUAAUCCAAUACAUGUAAACCAUAACACUGUCUUUACCUGUAUAAGACUUCCAAAUAUGUAAAUGUUAAUGUUAAUUUUCUUUUUUAUACAAAUGUAUAUAUUUCUGAAGUGGAUAAACUUCCAAUGCAAACUCA